Molecule: messenger RNA, 10282 nt
Organism: Bombus terrestris (buff-tailed bumblebee)
Lineage: Eukaryota; Metazoa; Arthropoda; Insecta; Hymenoptera; Apidae
Gene: Dh44-R1
Product: diuretic hormone receptor
Exons: 11
Coding region: 4666-6093 (475 amino acids)
Biological process (GO): adenylate cyclase-modulating G protein-coupled receptor signaling pathway; cell surface receptor signaling pathway
Cellular component (GO): plasma membrane
Molecular function (GO): peptide hormone binding; G protein-coupled peptide receptor activity; diuretic hormone receptor activity
Source: RefSeq, a predicted model, not a curated record
GAAAGUGUCGCGAAAUUGCUUAAUAUCGUUAAUGUCGAUUGUCGCGGAGAUAGAUCUUUCGAAGAACAUUAUCAAAGAACAUCCAACUGUUGUUUUCAGAAGAAAAUCACCAGAUUUACGUAUACUUCGUUUCAAAGGUGUCAACGAAAUUUCGAUUCGAGUCGUCAACGUGUGAAAAAGGAAGGAAAGUAUCAGGAAGAAGGCGGGCGUAGCCUCAAGUUCUCUAGAAGAACGUCGCCACAAAUAUUGUUCCUGAAGAAUGAGGACAACUAUUUGGACACCCGCGGCAAUUUGAUCAAAAAGUUGAUAUUUCUCUCAUAUUUUCAAAGUUAUCAUCGAACAAUGUUUCUCUACCGUUGAUUCUUUGCUUCUUGCCAUAACCGAGGUCGAAUGUUCCGCUGUUAAACUGAAACAAGAAUGUUUAUCCGUAGUAGAUAGCAGGUACUUCACGCACCUGCACAUUUAGUUGCACCAACAUGGUAUAAUCAAGCAUUUUUUUAAAUUUUACAUCGACUUUCUGAAAAAUACAGACAGACUCAUAAUGGAACACGAUCGAUCUCGCGUCACCAUCUGCGCGAAAUAUGAAAGCGUUAAAGCCAAAGAAAAUAAUCAAGCAGAAAAGAAGCUUCAAAGUAAAGUAUAAAGUAAAGUAAUCGGAACAAAUUCAGAGAGAAGAAAAAGUGGAAAUGAGCGCCCGAAACGAUAACAGAUCACCCAUACAAGGAUAAACGGUGGCUAAAAAAGAAGACGAGAAAAAGAAAAAGAAGAAGGAAAGAAAGGAUCGGAGUAAAAAGAUUGUAAAGGUGAAGAAGCAGGUGAAACGACAGUACGAACGAAGCUUAUGGGGGUAAAGUGAGUUGAACGCGAGCAGAGGAUAAAUAAGGACGAGCAAAACGUGGAGGCAGAGGAGAAGAGAGAGGAUAAUGGUGGCGCAUGCUCCUCCUCGUUGUGCACGUAUCGUGGAGCAGGCAGUUGCCCUCGUCGGCUCCAGGUACACGCGAAAAUCCAUAUCGCCGCCGUGUAGCGUCUCCUACGGCCGUUGACAGACUUCGCGGACACGCCAGAACCUCUCGAUCGGGCGUCGCAGUGAGCGUCGCGACGCAGCUUCCUCGACACUUUCGCGCCGCUCCUACGGAGUAGCCUCUUACACUGUUUCGAGCACGUGCCUCAAACAGUCGCAUGUCACUGCUCGCCGGCGGUAUAUUAAACUUGAUACGGAAUUAACUUUCAAACAAUAUUUCACCAGUUUUCAAGCUCAUUUGUUUUCAUCGAUAGCAUUUAUUUGAAAGAAACCCGCCUCGUUUGGGAAACCAAGUGGUAAUUAGGAGAAAUUGGAAAGGACGCUGCUAGGUCGAAGGAUAAAUAGAUGGGAAUUUCAAAGAUAUUAUUUAUAUCUUAAGGAAGUUGGUCGUUCGAAGUAAAGUGUUAUUUAGAGAUAAUUAAAAAAUAUGUAUCGUUUGGAAGAAGGAAGUGGUACUUAAAAAUAGUUGGAGGGAUAGACGUUGCUGAAUCAAAAUAUGAAUGUAAAUAGAAAUGUUAAUAAUAUUAUUUGUUUUAAGGAAAUUUAUUCGUCGGAAGAGCGGAAGGAUAUUUAAGAGGAAUCGAAAGAUCGGACGUCGCUAAAAUUAUGGAUAAAUAUGAAUUUCGAAGAUAUUUAUCAUAGAGGAAUAUGAAUUACAAAAAUAUUAUUUAUUCGAAACAAAUUGAUCGUUUGGAGAUACACAGUGGUAAUUAGGAGCUAUUAAAAGGUGCUUAUUGUGGAACGCUGCUGAAUGAUAAUACAAAUGAACAUGAACUGCUCGCAAAAGUAUCGUUUAUUUCAAGGAAAUUCAUCGCUUGAAGAAAGGAAAUAUUAAAUGGGAACAAUGGAAAGAUGUUUUUAUAAAAGCAUGAACAAAUACGAAGGAGAUAAGUGCUAAUUAGAAAUAAAUCGCAAGAUGUUUAUGGAAUUAUGAAUAAACAUAAAUACUAAGGAUGUAGUUCAUCUCGAAAAGGUUUGUCCUUUAAAGCGAUGAUUUAAUAUGAACAAGUAUAACUAUCGAAGGUAUUAUUUACCCCAAAACAGGUAAGGAAAAAACGCGGUAAUGAAAAAGUCAAUGAAAAAGUCGAACAUGGUUAAAUUGGUACACGAAUAAUACGUGUGAACACCUACGUUCGAGGAACAUUUGUAAAACGCGAACACAGAAGAUCGGAAGCUGAUGGAAGAGAUAGCAAUAGCGUAUUGGAAAAGAAAGUCGAUGGUAUUCCACGAGGAACGAUAAAUGUAAAAAGUUGGACUACUGUCGCGUAGAGGUAACCAAAGAUCCGUGAAACGAAGAAUCGUAAGAAACCUGGCAAGGUUUCAGGCGAAACUUUGUUAAGAUUUCCAAGAAAAUAAAAGAAUCUUCGAGGUGGUGUAAUUUGUACGUUGUAGAGACACCGAGUCACACGAGGAACGUACUUUCAGAGAGGAUUUUACGAUGGUAUCGCGGAAAGGAUAGCCAGUUGGAAAGAGUCGCGUCUACGAAAGGAUUAGGAAACGGGAGCCUAACUUGUAGACCAGGUUAACAAAUAGCUAAAUUACAAAGUGAAUGGACCAAGUUUUGAAACUCAUUUACGAAACUACCGACUAUCAAUUAUAAGGAGCUGUGAACUUCCUUCUAUCUUCGAAGGAGUCGGUAAUAACCCCUGGUAUCGACGAAUACCAUUCUCCGGAGCAGUUGAAAUCAGGCAGGAAUACGCGCUUUAACCGAGUGGGUUCUCGAAACAUCUCCCUCGAGAGUUUGCCGAUAGUCUCUCGCGAAAUUAGUACACUAUCGAAACGUGGAACUGAUCGAAGCCGGCCUUUGUUACUGGUUUUCAGCGCGAUGCUCGCGACGUUAACGCGCGGACAAUAGGCGAACUUCGUCUCCAACUGUUAGUGCUGGAUCUGAUGGACGCCUUGCCGCCAGUAGUUCGGUAAUUGGCUUUGCGUUUCAAGCGGUUCGCCUAAUGGCUGUCGAGUGCCGUUUUCAAACGGAUCGACCACUUGCAGCAGACUGUUUUAUAAACCGUACUACUCGUACCACUGUACGUUAUCAUAUUUAGAGCGCAAAAGCUAGACCGUCGAGGAUUUUAAGAUCAAAGAACGUUUAGUAAAUGGAAGGCUAGAGAAAUAGCAACGAACCAAAAGAAAAUUCCUUGCUCUAGAAAAGGAAGCAUUUCCAAGCCCGUCAUAAGUCAUUCUGAUUUCGUUGUGUUCCCAGAAAUUACAAAACGAAGGCUCUCACCUUCCGGUUAGACUCCGUGUAACCGAGAUAUUCCGAAGCUGGGAAGCUCCGGUGAGAUCAACUCGUGAGAUCAGAGGACAUCAAAGAGCAAUCCUAUGUCGCGGUAUCCCGUGCCUGGAGCGCGGAAUUUAACGGGCUUGCGAGGAUUUCCGGAAACUCCAUUCGAUCGUAACAUUUCGAUAUAUAGAUAAAUAUAGAGAGAAGUUUUCUGAUAAGGUCUUGUACAACGUAUUAACGGGAAUCGAAAAGAUACCAAAUAGAAAUCCUAAGGAAAAAGCGUGUGUGCGAGGAUGAAACGAUCCUCGGGAUCUUUUUAUCGUUACGCUCUCGCACUCUGAUAUUGUACGAAAGGAAGAAAAAAAGGUCCUUGAGAAUUAACCCGUGGAAUUCAAUGACUGCGAGGUAAAAAAUACGUUUGCUUGAUCGUAAUAUUUCCAGAUCAUUUUCAAUAUCGUAAAUAGAUAAGAGAAAAAAAGAAGAAGCGUGCGUAUUAAAUCUGAAGGAGAGAGAGAGAGAGAGAGAGAGAGAGAGAGAGAAAAUUAAACGAGUUCUAGAAACCCCUAAUUUAUAUGUCAAAAAAUUCAAGAAGCUUUGUAUGAUCAUAUUUCGAAAUGUGAAUGGACAUAUUAUAUACUUCUCGAUUAUAUCUUAUAUCAGGUAUUAACGAGGACGAAGACAGGAUACGAGCAGAAAUUCGCGUGAGCGUGCGUAGAAAGAUUAAAGACUCUUUGGGGCCCUCUCGUUGUUACGCUUGCCCUGUGUUCUUCGAGUAAAAGGAGGAAAAGGACUCCUCUAGGAUUAACCGACCCUCCUUUAAUGGCAAAGGAUUUAGGAGGAUCAGCGAGCAUUAGUCGGCAAAUCUCGCGGUUGGCCAGGAAUACUAUCUUCGGUCUCGUUUCUCGCGAAGAACACCAGGUUUGGGGAAAUAAUUGCGUGUCGGUCGGUCGGUGAAAAAUAGAGUCCCUAGAGAUUAACCGCGCGUCUUUAUAGAACUACGUGAAGGGAAUGAUCCGCUCGUAAUCGACGUUUUCGCCGCGUGCCACACAUUUCACGACCUUGUCUACGACUACUGCUCGAAACCUAAACGACGUAUAAUGGUCCUUGUUAUGUCCUUGUGAAACGCAAAAUCACGUUGCGCUCCUCGAAAAAUUUUCAAAAAUCAACGAUGCGUAACGCGUAAUGAUAACGAAUCAACGACAUCGCGAUAUCUUCUUCUAAGAGGAACAUGGUACACUUAUAAACCGAGAAAUAAUUCCUAUAAACAAUUCGGCAAGGGCGCUGGGCUGCUAUAAAGAUAAGAGGGAAUCCGUGUUGUUUUCACUUUUUGCUUCCGCUCGAACAAAGUCGAGUCUGGCGAAAAGGAAGCAACUUGAUCGAGAAGACGAAUAAGACGAACAGUGUUUAGUUUGUGGCCGGUAUGGAGUGGCAAGAGAAUAACGAGAGCGUCUUCGACACCGGCAAUUACGUGCUGAACACUUUGUAUUAUAUCAGCAAGCUGAACGAAUCGGUGAAUCCCGAGGCGAUCAAGUGCCUCGAGCGCAAACAGGAAGAGCUGCAGCUGUUGUCUCUUGGGACGCAGCAGGAGGAUCAAGGAUGCGAAAUCAGCUGGGAUUCUUUAUUGUGUUGGCCGAGAACACCUCCCGGUACACUGGCCACGCUACCGUGCUUCGAGGAACUGAAUGGGAUACGCUACGACAGCAGCCAGAACGCGAGUCGCUGGUGCAGGCUAGACGGUAAUUGGAGCAACUAUACCAACUACAGCCUCUGCCGAGAUCUCCGCGUGCCAGAGAUCGAGGGCAGUGUCGAGGUUAUUUCAAACACGAUCUACUUCGUUGGAUACAGCAUCUCCUUGUUUACACUGAUCAUCGCCGUUUCUAUCUUUCUUUAUUGCAAGGAACUCAGAUGCAUCAGAAACAACAUACACACGAACUUGAUGUUUACCUACAUCCUUGCAGACCUGAUGUGGAUUCUAAACAACGUGAUGCAGGUGUCCAUGCAACCGGACGUGCCAACCUGUAUCGUUUUCCUGUCUCUGCUGAAUUAUUUCCAAUUGACUAAUUACUUUUGGAUGUUCGUAGAAGGCCUGUAUCUGUUCCUAUUGGUCGUCAAGACUUUCACAGGCGAUAAUAUCAAGUUGAGGCUGUGUCUUGUUAUAGGAUGGGGAAUACCAGUCCUCUUCAUCGCCAUGUGGGGUAUCGCCAAAUCGUUGGAUCAAAGUAUCAUGAUCCAACCAAAUCAGGAAGUUGCAUUGGGCAAGCACUGUCCCUGGAUGGUGUCACAUGCUUACGACUGGUUCUACCAAGCCCCCGCUAUUUUGGUGUUAUGCGUCAACGUGAUGUUUCUUUUCAUGAUAAUGUGGGUGCUGAUAACAAAGCUCUGGUCAGCAACGAACGCAGAAACCCAGCAAUAUCGAAAGGCGAGUAAGGCGUUACUCGUGUUGAUACCUCUCCUUGGAGUAACUUACGUGCUGGUACUGACGGGACCAACGGAGGGUCAGGUUGCUAAUGCAUUCUCUUACACUCGAGCCGCGUUCCUUUCUUCACAGGGCCUGUUCGUCGCGUUAUUUUAUUGUUUUCUAAACACCGAGGUUCAAAAUACAGUGAAACAUCAUAUCGAACGAUGGGCAACAGCUCGCGAUCUGGACACAGAAAGAAGGUAUUAUAACAAUUGGUCUCCCCGUUCGAGAACAGAGAGUAUAAGAUUGUACUGCCCACCGUCAAACCCAUACAGAAAAAGGGAUUCAUCCGUAAGCGAGACGACCACAACAACCGUAAUAGGAUUAAACUCGACGACCACAUUCCUAGAUAAAUCGAAAAAGGCUAUUUCGGAGGAUCUGAACGAAUAGGAACAAUUCUGAUCUCGCCAACCGAUUAGAACCAUUAUCGAAGAAUCUGUUAAACAUUCUUCUUUUGAAAAAAUAUUCUUAAGCAAAUGAAGAUCUAAGAGAUACCAAUCUUCUUUCUUUGCUUGUAAGUGUCAUUUUCUUUUUAUCUGAUCGUCAAAGAAAGAAAUAAUUAUUUGGGAAGAUGGAGAAUUGUUAUUUAUUAUUUGAAGGAUGUUUACGUUUGCCAGUGUGAAAUAUUUUGAGCAAGAAUAUGUAUAAAAAAGUAAAUUGAUUGUUAUGAAUUUUACAAAUGUUGGAAACGAGAGGGAAGCAGUCAAGGGUGCGACAUAUUGAAAUAUAUACUUUGUCACAGAAUUAUUCAUAAAAUAAUGGAAAUUAAAAAGAUAAACAUAUUUAUAUAUUAUGAUUUAUACUUUUUGAUAUGUUUUCACUUUCUUUCGUUUUAAAAAUAAAACGAAUUUUUAUUAUUCUGGAAUUAGCAUUUUUUCAAUAUAGUAUUUGUAUAAAUUAAUUGCAUUGUAAUAUGAUAGAAAUUGAUUGUGAAUGGAUGAUUAAAUUUUCUUUUUUUGAUACGAUUUCUUUCUUUCAUUGCCAAAAUAUACACGUAAUAUACACGGAAACAAAUGAAAUAAAAAAAAAAAAGUGGCGACAUUCAAUCUUUUUAGUUUUGUUUUUUGGUUUCAUUUUCAAUUUCACAAUCAACCAUUUCAUUUCCAAGAUAUUCAUAAAAUUACCGAUAAUUAAAUUAACUCUACAAUUGAUAUUUUCCUGAAAUGUACUUGAUAUAUGCGUCAAACUAUUUAAUGUAUAAAAUAUAAAAUCCUUUUUUUCUGAAAUAACAAAUCUCCUGAGGACUCUUAAACUCCUGCAAGUUUUGUUUAAAGCACAAACAAACAAAAACAACGUCGGAUAUAUCUCUAAAAUAAAAAUAUUAGAUUUCUCUCUUCCGUCAAUCGUAAAAUUUGAUUUAAAACACAGAAAAACGAACAAGUCCACAAGAAUAUUUCUCAGAUCUUUAGUGCUCCACAACAGCGUCAUUUUCAGGGGAACAAUAUAUCGUAUUGAUUCGUCGUAAGGAAUGGUUGGAGAAAUUAAAAAAGAUCUGAGGAUAUACAACAAUGCAUCGAUGCUUUUAUUUGGAAUUACCAUUUUCGUUAGGAAAAGGGUAGCCUCACAUUCUUGCCCAUUCACACGUUCCAUUCGUGCUUCGCCACUUUCGCCUCCUCCACAUUCGCGUCACUCCAUUUUCUCUUCUGUUCUUUUUUACUCUCCUUUUUGUUUUUUUUUUCUUUUUUUUAAUCUCAUUACUUCUUUUCACGUCUGUUCAGCUCAAGAGAAACACGAACGCGUUCGAAUCAGAGGGAAAUCAAUUUCCCUGUUUAAAUUCUACGAUACCCAUCAUUCAAAUUUCCACAAGUGGACUCCUGUAAAAAAGAAAAAUCCGUGAGAAUUCUUUUUUUACUCUCCCUUUUUUCUAUGAUACAUUAUCAAUUUUUUUCGUCGUUCUAUUAUCGUCAAACAUAAAAAUUUCGAUUUUCUGAAUUUGAAAUCAAAGUUUGCAACGUAAAAGGACAAAGAAAUUCCGGAAGAGAAAUUAGCAAUUCAAACUGGGUGAUAGUUCUAGAAAUGAAAUACUGUUAAUAUACAUAUAUAUGUUUUAUUUUCUUUUUAAAUGUAUUUUAUUGUUUAAUAAUAAAUGUACUAAAUAUAUAAUAAUAUGUAGAUAUAUUAUAAAUUAAUAAAUAUAUUAAAAAUGUUUUAUUAUAUUUUUAUAUUUAUUAUACACGUAUAUGUAUAUUUAUAGUUAAAAAGUGGAAAAUUGCUUUCUACUAUUAUUAAAAUUUUCUGCUAUUCUACCCAGUUUCGAUUGCGAUUAAAAAAAGAAUAAAAGAAUCGUUAAAAAUAGCUCUAUUGUCAGAAACGUACAUUAGCAUAGCUGUAUGUGUUGAUAUCUCUGGUGCGGAUUUAAUUAUUUGGAAAAGAAAAAGGGCAGAAUUUUUUAGUAUUAAAUGAACUUCGUUAAGUUACCUUACAUGCGAAAACAUAUAAAUAUCCGCACAAAAAACUAUUUCAACACAAAAACUUGGCUACUACACCGUUAAGUAUUUACGUUUGUCCAUAAUUGACAUUUAAAAAUUAUAAAAAAAUUAACUAAAACAAUAAUAAAUAAUACGUUUAAGGAAAAUAUAUCUUUUAGCUUCAUCGUGUUACUAUUACAAAUUUGUGAUCGUCCUUGUUAAAUAUAAUUUUUGUUUUGAAAUACAAAUAAAAAAGUAUUUGUAAGUAAGUAAAGUAUUUGUAUCAAUAUUUUAAUAAGAGAGAAAAAGUAUUUAUUAUUAUAACAAACUGUUAAUGAAAACAUUAUUUAUUUUGACUCCAUUGUAAGCAUGAAAGCUUUAUUGAGUAUCGAAAAUAUAUUGUAAAUACUUAUUAACAAUCGCUUCCGUAAAACGUUGGGCAUCACUAUAUUCCCAAGUCCGUGUACAUAUCGCAAACUUUUCCAUUUCACGUUAUUUAGUGAUAUCAGAUGACCGACUAUCGUAUUUUACAUGUAUCAAGAUUUAUAAAACGUGUUACACAAUAUCGUACAUGAUGCGUGUGCUUGUGCUUGUAUCUAUAAAAGUUUCAAGAACAUUACAAUAAUCGACACUAUAUUAGAAACAAUUCGUUCCGAUUAUCUUUGGAGAAAUAUAUAUAUAUAUAUAUAUAUAUAUAUAUAUAUAUAUAUAUAUAUAUAUAUAUAUACACACACAUACACAUAUGUAUGUGUGUGUGUGUAUAAAAGAAAAAUAAAGUAAUAUUAUGCCCAAUAGUAACAGAAGAGUACGUUACUCGGGGUUUAAAUUUUGUCCAAAGAUCCAAGAAGAUAAUUAUUUUUAAGUAGCUAUGAGGUGAAAAACCGAAGAAAUGGUACCUGAUAUGUCGUAAAACUUUAUUUUUGCGUUGAAAUAUAAUCAAAUGAAUUUGUAUUUUGUACAGAUUGAAGUUUAACAUAAGUUAAUCAGUCCAAAACUAUUAAUAUUAAACAGGCUAAAAAUGAUAGGAAAAUGAAAAUAUAUUGAAUAAUAUCAAACACUCUUAAUAACCAUGAAGCUAUAUAUAAUUUAAAAAUUUUCUUAGCAAUAUAUGUGUAUAUUAUAAUAUAAUUUAAAACUUGUAUAAAAUUUGUAAAAUAUUCGAUAAUUUUUAGUAAAUAAAUGUACUAUAAUUUCGUUUCAUUUGUAAAAAUGGUACAGUGUAAAACAUCAGAUAAAAUAAUGUGACAGACACAUGAUCUUUGGACCUUAAGAAAUCACCCCCUAAAUAACGCUAUCACUUAACAUUUAUUUUAUUAUGAAUCAGGCGAUCCGUAUAUGUUUAUUAAAUAACUUCAUAUAUACAAAUUUGUAUAGAGACAAAUUAGAGAAGAGUCAUGAAUGGUAUAUGUUAUUCAAUGUGUUGUCGUUUUAAACUACCAUUUAAUAUAUGCCUAUCGAUGUAAGAACACAGUUCUAUUAAGACAACAUGUCUUAUGUUACGGUAAAUUGGACUAAAUUGUUUAUGAUAAUAAAUUCAUUCGAUAAAAAUGAUUAGAUGUCGUCUAUCACGAACUACAAAUAUAUACCAUAAGCAGUCGAAAGGAUUUCGACUUUCUUUUCAGUGGAGAACAAAUUUAUCAAGCUAGAUAGUUAAAAUGCAUAUUAUUAUUGUUACUGAAAAGGAGACUAGUUUGCAAUUACAAUUUUUAACAACAAAAACACAACAGAAUCGACAGGAUAAACUUUGAAUAAAAUUUAAAAAUGUUAAAAAUUAGAAGAAAUGUAAUCUUCUAUAUGGAAUGUCAUAACGAAAAAGCAAAAUGUACUAAAAAGAAAACGGUACUAUUGUUUAAAUUACAAACCUAAUGUAUGUAUGAAUUAUCUUUGUUUUCUUUCACAUCCAAUGUUAAUUUAAUAUUACAUUAACAACUGCUAUAAUGUUCACAUUGUUAUUGUGACCACUUUAUGUAAGACCUAACAAUACUUUGUACAAGUUUUAUGAUACAAAUAUAUUACGACAAUUCAGUUUAUAUACCAUAUAACAUUAUACUUUUAGUGUUACACCUUUUAUGGAUUAAACCUUUUCUUGUAGAAGGCAAUGAUUUUAUUUAUAUGUAAUGUCAUUGAUAAAAGAAUCUGACUGCUUUCAAAUCCAAAAAUUCUUUUCACAU